Molecule: messenger RNA, 4600 nt
Organism: Dromaius novaehollandiae (emu)
Lineage: Eukaryota; Metazoa; Chordata; Aves; Casuariiformes; Dromaiidae
Gene: DRD1
Product: dopamine receptor D1
Biological process (GO): vasodilation; adenylate cyclase-activating adrenergic receptor signaling pathway; G protein-coupled dopamine receptor signaling pathway
Cellular component (GO): plasma membrane
Molecular function (GO): dopamine neurotransmitter receptor activity, coupled via Gs; G protein-coupled receptor activity
Source: RefSeq, a predicted model, not a curated record
CGGCCCGACCCUCCCCGCGCCGGUGAGUACCACCACGGCCGGGCUUUCCGCCCGCUGCCCGUUCUGCCGGAGUGGGGGCUCGCAGCCAUCCCGAGUGCGGCCCCCGGGACUGCUUGCUCGCCGGGGAGGGGGUCGGGGAGCCGUCGUGCCUCGGCUGGCCGGCGCCUGCCUGCAGCCCGCGGGUUGCAUCGCUGCGAGCGCCGCCGAGCCCGAAGUUGGGUGCCGGGACUUACUUUCCGCAUCAAUUAAUGAACUCAGCUGGCUCGGAGCGCAGAGGCACCGCGCAGCGCCCCGCGUGUCCCGAACCUAGGCACAGCUCAGGAGCACGUAAAGUCACCCCGUUUGCGCUGAACUCCGGGCCGUCGGCUCUUACAGACCCGUUUUGUCCCUCGCCGGGGCUGGUGGAUACGUUAUUCCCUGGGAAGCCGGAAAAAUCGAGGGCAGGAAGCCGAGAGGGAACUCUGCCAAACCGAAGAUGUUAGAGGAGGCGCGGGGGGGGUGCCUUUUGCCCGUUGCGUGCCUCCAUGCCUGUCUCUCCCCCGUCUUAAUCCUUUAGGACGGAGACGACAGGCUGGGAGACCUUUGCCGGAGAGGCGAUGCUGCCGAGCCCUGCCCGGGCAGGGGGAAGUCUUCGCCGCCGCGGGCCCGUCUCAGCGGGACGGAGCGGACGUCCCCGGCGCUGGAGAUGCGCGGCCCGGGGCAGGGCGCAGGAGACCUUGACGAGCUUCCUCCACCUGAGCUUUCGCUAAAGGAGAAAGCACGCUGAAGCUGGCCCCGAUCCCUGGAGCGCAACCCCGCUGAGCAGUAGGUGGGAUUACUCCGCGGUAGUUAUGGAGAGCUAUAACCUGGCAGCAAAGUGCUAAAGCACCUCGUCCCCGCUGGCAGAGGAACACGACCACGCUCCUGCUCUGGAGCCGCCGGCUUCACACCCCGCUCUGUGGCCGAGGGGAGGUCACUCAGGUUCUUCCUCCUUCUCUCGCCCUUCUUCCAGUGAAAGACAGAGGAGAGGACUGUUCCUCCGCUCUUGCCAGCGCUGGGGAUACCGUGCCUUUUGCCUGGGAUGACUUGCCCUGAUAUGCCACUUCCCCGGGAUGUACAAAGUGCGGCUCGGACUGCUCGGGCGGCCAAAGUUUGCAGACUGAUCACUAGGGGCCGUGAGCUGGCAGCAGCUGGGCACAAGCCGGCAGGGCUCUUCGUGCAGGGUCCGAGGAAGCAGACCUGCUGCUCGUCUGAAAACUGACUCCUGAUGCUCAAACUCCAGCGGCUUUUGUUUUUACUUCUCCCCUGCCAGUUUGCACUUUCAGGGAAAAAAAGAAAACCCCCACACCUGAUGCAAUGCAGUGUUUUUGUGUUGGUUUUGUAUAUAAGAUUUGCUAUGCAAUUCCAAAACUAAAUAAGGAGGAGAGACGGCCCUGCAUCCCAAAUCAAACAGAAUCAAAGGUGAAAGGAGAAACUAUGACUUGGAACGACACCACUAUGGAUGGGGAAGGGUUGCUUGUGGAAAGGGACUCUUCCAUUCGGAUCCUCACAGGCUGCUUCCUCUCGCUGCUGAUCCUCUCCACGCUCCUGGGAAACACGCUGGUCUGUGCAGCUGUCAUUAGAUUUCGCCACCUAAGGUCCAAGGUGACCAACUUCUUUGUCAUUUCCUUGGCAGUGUCAGAUCUUUUAGUGGCGGUUUUGGUCAUGCCUUGGAAAGCUGUGGCUGAAAUUGCCGGUUUCUGGCCUUUUGGUUCAUUUUGUAACAUCUGGGUGGCCUUUGAUAUUAUGUGCUCAACAGCCUCCAUCUUAAAUCUCUGUGUCAUUAGUGUGGAUAGAUACUGGGCCAUCUCCAGUCCAUUUAGGUAUGAGAGGAAAAUGACCCCCAAGGCAGCCUUCAUCCUGAUCAGUGUGGCAUGGACCUUGUCCGUGUUGAUUUCCUUCAUCCCUGUGCAGCUGAACUGGCACAAGGCUACAACCACAAGCUUUUUGGACCUAAAUGCCAGUUUACAAGGUAUAAGCAUGGACAACUGUGAUUCUAGCCUAAACAGGAUGUAUGCCAUCUCUUCUUCUCUAAUUAGCUUCUACAUACCUGUGGCCAUCAUGAUAGUAACUUAUACAAGGAUAUAUCGGAUUGCUCAGAAGCAAAUAAGACGAAUCUCAGCAUUGGAGAGAGCAGCUGUGCAUGCCAAGAAUUGCCAGAACACAAGUGGCAAUAGAAGCAGUAUGGACUGUCAGCAGCCAGAGAGCAACUUCAAAAUGUCCUUCAAGAGGGAAACAAAGGUUUUGAAGACUUUGUCAGUGAUCAUGGGGGUGUUUGUGUGCUGCUGGUUGCCAUUCUUCAUAUUGAACUGCAUGGUUCCUUUCUGCGAGCCUACCCAACCGUCCAAGGGAGCAGAACUCUUCUGCAUUAGUUCCACCACCUUUGAUGUUUUUAUUUGGUUUGGAUGGGCUAAUUCGUCCCUGAACCCCAUCAUUUAUGCCUUCAAUGCUGAUUUCCGCAAGGCGUUUUCAACCCUGCUAGGAUGCUACAGGCUCUGCCCUAUGUCCGGCAAUGCUAUAGAGACUGUUAGUAUCAACAAUAAUGGAGCAGUUGUUUUUUCAAGCCAACAUGAGCCCAAAGGGUCCAGCCCCAAAGAGUGUAAUCUGGUUUAUCUGAUUCCACAUGCAAUUAUCUGUCCAGAAGAAGAACCUCUAAAAAAGGAAGAAGAAGGUGAACUAUCUAAGACCAUGGAGAAAAUGUCUCCAGCACUGUCAGGUAUCUUGGAUUAUGAAGCUGAUGUUUCUUUGGAAAAAAUCAAUCCCAUUACACAAAAUGGGCAGCAUAAAACCUGAACAGUAAGGUUAACCCAGCAAGAUCUAAUAAUGUAUAUUGUAAUAACCUUUUAAAAAAAGAUAUACAAGAUUUUUUAGUAAGAAACUAAGAUCUAGGGAGAAAAACACAUUUACACAAAACCCAGAAUUAAUUUUGCUGGCAUUCAAGUCAAACUUAACAUUUAAAACAAUAAACAGCAAAAGAUACUGAAAAUUGGAGGGGAAAGGAUAUUAGUAUUUUUCGUACUAAGGAAAAUACACACAUUUGGUUACAGUGCAGUGACAAAGAAAAUAUUGCCUCAUCUCUACACUUAAAGAAGCAAAUUUCUAGCUUAAAAUGAGGCAAAAGAUAAAUGUUAAGUAUUUAAAGGUUCAUGUUUACUAGAAGUUAAAAGAUCGCUGUGUCUUGUGAUAGUAGGUGUUAACAGGUCCUAAUUAAAGGCUGAGGGAUUGUAAGGUAGGUAGAUGCCUUCUUAAAAUUAUUUCUGAAAAAUUAUUGAGCCUUAUAAUGAGAAUGGAUAUUUUUAAAGCUUUGGGAGGUAAUAUGUUGAUACUGGUUUUAUUUAUUUAUUGUUUAAAUUGAUAUUUUUCAUAUGUUAUAACAGAUCUAGCUUUAUUUAUGUUAUUUAAGAUGUCUAAAUAAUGGGAUAUUUUUGGAGUGUCAUAACUGCAUUUUGACCAGUCAACCAGUCAGCACUUUAUUAAAAGCUCUGAUAGUCUGGAGAGCUGGUGAGGGAAAUGAAGGAAUGUUGAGAAGCUCAGCAAGAAAUGAAGAAAUCAACAAAGCUGAUGCUGUGUGGAGUUUGUUUGCUUGUGGGGUUUUUUUUUAGUAGGAUUUCUUUCAAAAGAUAGGACCAGAGUUGACUGAGUUGUGAAUUCUCUUCCCUUACAGAAAUAAGAGAAAUUGCUGCUAUUUAUUUUUAAAAAAGUUUCAUGUUACAAAGACUUUGCUAGAAUGUCAAGUUUAUGGAUCUGUAAAUACCUUAAAUACGACUACAACCUUAAGAAGGAUCCAAUUUGAGAAGAAAAGCUUCUUAGAUAACAAUUAUUAGUAUAUAAUGUUUUGUAUUUAUGUAAGAUAAACAGCUUUCUCAGACUUUUCUUAUUUCAAGUCUUGGAUAUCUUUUCUGAACAAACACAAUUGAUUAUAAUGGUAGUAAACAUGCCAAAUUUCAUUAUCAUCUGUAUUAUUGCAGUAACACGAGGAGUCAAUGAUCAUGCUGUCUGUCUGCUACCGUAUCACAGUCAGGAAAAAAAAAAAGUGAGGUACUUAGUGCUUUGCUUUGGAAAAUAGGAGGACAUUACAUUUUAGUAAUUAACAUGUCCAUAGUCCAUUCAAUAAGGAAUAGUGCCUCAUUCCCAUUUUGGAUUAAGACAUUUCUAAACAGGGAUGGAACUGCAGUCCCCACCUCGAAACCAUCCUGUGAGCUCCAAAAAAGUUGCUAAUGUUUAAUUCAAAAACUGCUACUUUUCCAUUGUCCUUCCCUGCUGCUUUCCCUUUGUAAUGCCAAAAGCAAUCAGUGAACCUUAGCAACAGGAACAUUGGGUGUUAAUAUUCAGCAACAUUCAAAGAAAGCUAUUUGUUUUCUGAAUAGGAGCCAAUGCCCUUUGGAGAAACUUUUCAUAACGUAUAUCAAAAAAUGUGUUGUCAGGAAAAGAGAACUGAGAGUAAAAAAAAAAAAAAUUAAAGUCUAAUGAACUAUAUACAUCCUGCAUCAGGUCUGUGUAUUUAUGUAUCGUGAAUGUUUUCAUAAUUUUAUUGCCUGUAUGCUGCUUUCAUACAUAUAAUAAAAUUAUUUUGUGAACAGAA